Molecule: messenger RNA, 682 nt
Organism: Pelobates cultripes (western spadefoot toad)
Lineage: Eukaryota; Metazoa; Chordata; Amphibia; Anura; Pelobatidae
Source: the annotation of a GenBank genome assembly
AUUGCCUCAAAGACUUCAUAUGAAAUAUCUGAAGUAGUACUGUUUUUUUAGGUCUGUUUCAUACCCUUGGUAUUUCAUUGGACAUUAUUUUAUGUGGUUUCUUCUGUAUAGCACCUUUUUUAUUUGUACAUUUUGGAGCUAUUAGCAUGUUAUAUUUGAUAUCUUGGCGCAACCUGUACUAUGCUUAAUGUAGUUCGGCCAAAGCUGGUGUGAGGACUCCUGUUUGUGUUCCACGGAUGACAACUGUGGAUCAGACCUACGCCAGCAUUGAGUUCUGAUAUAACCUGCAACAUGUAUCUGGCAUUUACAUACUUGGUGAAACCCACUCUUGGUGAAAAUUCCACUCAAGCAGAAAUAAAAGCAGCUCUCACCAGAAAGUGCACUGAUCCUGAACCGGACUUAAAGGAAUGCCAGCUCUUCAGGCAGGAGCACCGUGACCAGACUCAAAUGAUUCAGAUUGUUCAAACACCGCCGGCCGGCCAGGAAGCAGGUGCCUGUCCUUUUGUUUCUAGUGCUGCUGCUGAGGAACAUUCUGGUUGUUCGUCUGGACCAUCUUACUUGUGCAAAAGCCUAGACAAUGCUAAGGAGUGUGAGGCUGUCAGUCGAUGUUUGGAACAUGUGUGGCAUUAAAGACCUCUCCAAUACAAUUUCAUGCAUUAGGAUAUUCUAUUCUAAUGAGAUU